Closterium sp. NIES-67 is the source of this 3813-nucleotide messenger RNA. NCBI's taxonomy places the organism in Eukaryota, Viridiplantae, Streptophyta, Zygnematophyceae, Desmidiales, Closteriaceae. The record is from the annotation of a GenBank genome assembly.
GACCAAGGAAUAUUAGAACAUGCUUUUUUCCAAGAGUCAGCGUAAUGCGGGCAAUAUACUGAAAUCCCGCACCCUGAACCCGACCAGUACAAGAUUUUCCAAUUGGCUCCGUAUAGUUCGACAGAGCAGUGAUACUAGAUUCUAAAAGCAACCGGGGCUGCCGGGACUAUCCGGGUCUUCUAGGCGUCGAUAUUUGACCGCUGUUAGGUUACAUUUGCCGUGAAAGCGAGAGGAGACAGAGCUUGAACGUUGGUAGAGUAGGAUCGCAUGGGACCAGUAGGCCGGCACAGGGGAAGAGGGAGAGGCAGGGGGAGGGGGGAAGAAGGGGGAACGGGGGAUGGGGGGAAGGAAGAGGAGGAGGAUGAGGAAGAGGGUGCGGGUUUAGGAUUGAGUGUGGCUGGUCCUGACGCUUAUUCGGCCUUGCUGGCGUCGCUGGGCAAGAGUACACGUGGCGCGCUCUCACAGGUCUACUCGCAGAGGGAGAGAGAUGCACUGGGGAUAGAGAGUGAGGAGGAGGAGGAGGGGGAGGAAGAUGAUGAUGGGGAGGAGGAGGAUAUGAGUGAAGACGAAGAGGGAGAGGAGGAGCAGAGAGGGGAGAAGGAAGGAGGGUCGGAUUCUGGAUCAAAAAGCGAAGAGGAGGAUGAGGGCGAGGGGGCACGUGCUGAUGCUGCUGCUGAAGCAACAGGAGAGGGCAGCAGUGGUGAUGAGGAGGAGGAGGAGGAGGGGGAGGAGGGGGAGGAGGGGGAGGAGGAGGGGGGAGUGAAUGAGGAGGAAGCACAAGUGGGAGAUGGCCAGACAGAAAGUGCAAUCAAGCAAGACCCCUUCUCGCUCCGCAUGUCCCACAUGCUCACCCCACAAGAGCUCCUCUCGCUGGGCGGUUCAGCCAGCGUCACUGCUGGUAGCACGGGCACUGGCAUGGGCACUGCUACUGCUACAGAUGCACGUGCUGGAGGCAAGAAAGUAAAGGGCGUGGAGAAAUCAGCCAUCAGGAGCAACGGCAGUGGCAGCGCUGGUGGUCCGGCCGGUGCAGGAAGUGCAGGAGGCGGCAAGCCGCUCAAAUUCUCCUAUGAGUGGCCGGCAAGGGGCGUUCCGGGCGGCAAGUGGGUGGCUGACCAUGCACUGCCUUGGACUGCAGCUGCGAAUAAAGAUAAGGAGGCGGAUAAGGUUAAGGAUAAGGAUAGGGAUAAGGAUAGGGAGGAGGAGGUGGAGGUGGAGGUGGAUGCAUGGGACGGCUUUAAGUGGCGGUUGAAGGAGCAGUGGGAGAGGGUGUGUGAGGAGGACUAUGAGCCGCUGCUCCGAUUGAGGAAGGAAGAAGGUGGCAGCAGCGGUAGUAGUGGUGUGAAAGCCGGCACCAGCAGCAGUAGCACCAACAGCAACAUUGGUGGUAGCAGUGAAGGGGAUGGAAAGCGGAAGAGGGGGAAGACGAAUGCUUCAGCAAAGGCUGUCUCUGCUUCGGGGGAAGCCUUCGCGCCAUGGGAGCAGACUGAUGGGUUUGUGAGCGACCAUCAGCAGCAGUUCUUCUCCCUCUGCACGUCAUACUCCGACGUGCUUCACUCUCGCCGGCCGUGCGCCCAGUCCAAGUUCGGCACGCCGCUGGACGCACAGGCCAUCACAGAUGCCUACCUGCUGCACGCGAUAAACCAUGUGUUUCACACCCGUGACCGCAUCACCAAGAACAACGACAAACUCAACCGAGCAUCCGCUGCUGCCAUGGCUGCUGCUGAUGCGGCUGCUGCGGCUGAUGCUGCAAGGCGGGGUGGCGAAGGGAAGAGGCGGAGUAAAGGCAGCAGCGACCAGGCACAGGGUAAAAGGGCUGGCACGGAAAUAGCUGCAGCCAGCUCUGGGAAAGGAGUCCAGGGUGAGGGGGAAGGGGGGGGAGAGAAGGAGGGGGAGGAGAGGGAGGGGGGGGAGGGCAGGGGGAGGGGGGAGGAUGGGGAGGAAGGGGGAACAGAGAAGGGGGAGGCAGAGAUGGGGGAGGCAGAGGUGGGGGAGGCUGGAACGGAAAGUCAGCUGUUCAAGAAAGGAGGGAAGGGUGGUGGGAGGAGAGGGAAGAAGGGGGCGGGUGGGGUGGAGGGGAAGGAGCUGAUCGAGGUAGAGAGCAUACCAAGGGACCAGGGCUUCACGCGGCCCAAGGUGCUCAUUCUCCUGCCCUACCGCAACGCUGCCCUCACUGUGGUGCAGCGGCUGCUGCGAGUGACUCCGCCCCAGUCUAAGGUUGCAGUGGAGCAUUUAGACCGCUUUCUCGCUGAGUUUGGAGAGGAGGAGAGCGAGGAGGAGGAGAGUGAGGAGGAGGACGAGGGGGAGAGGGAGAAGGCGAGGCAGAGGAAGAAGAGGAGGCAGCAGCAGCAGGUGGGCAGGGGGCUCUCGUGGGACGCGGGGGAGGAGGAGGAGGAGGAGGGCGGAGGGGGAGAGAAUGGGGGGAGGGGAGGGGGUGGGGGUGGAGAAGAGGGGGAUGGGGAUGCAUCAGCAGCCGCGGCGGCGGCGGCGGUGUUGCAGAAGGGGUUGAAGCCGGUGGACCACCGGGCGAUGUUUGGUGGCAACAACGACGACCACUUCCGCCUCGGCAUCAAGUUCACCAAGAAGUCCGUAAAGCUCUACACCGAUUUCUACCAGUCUGACAUCAUCGUUGCUUCACCCAUCGGCCUCGUCACCAAGCUGGGAGAGGCGCUGGAGGACAGCGAAAAGGACAUGGACUUCCUCUCGUCCAUUGAGAUUGUCAUCGUGGACCAAGCUGACGUCAUCCUGAUGCAGAACUGGGCGCACAUGGAGUCGGUGUUCUCGCAGCUCAACAAGCUGCCGGUGAAGCAGCAUGGGACGGACUUCAUGCGCGUGCGAGAAUGGUACCUCAACGGCUGGGCGGCUCACUACAGGCAGUCCAUAAUUCUCUCCGCAUUCACCCACCCCUCAAUCAAUGCGCUGUUCCACCGAGCCUGCUCCAACUUCUCAGGCAAGGUGAAGCUGCGGUCGGAGUACUCUGGGGUCUUGGCUCUCGUGGUGCCGCAGAUUCAACAAGUGUUUGACCGCGUUGACUGCACGGCCAUCACAGCGGCAGCAGAGGCGCGCUUCCAGUUCUUCGUCUCAACCAUCUUCCCGCGCCUCCGGGACUCCGUUCAGGGCGGCGUGCUGGUCUACGUGCAAUCCUACUUUGAAUUCGUACGGCUCAGAAACUUCUUCAAGCAGGAGAAUCUCUCCUUCUGCCUCCUCUCCGAAUACACGGACGAGCGCAACGUGCACCGGGCCCGAGCGUGGUUCUUCCAGAACCGGCGGCGCAUCAUGCUCUACUCGGAACGGUCCCAUUUCUACCACCGCUACAGGAUCCGGGGCAUUCGGGAGGUCAUUUUCUACUCUCUGCCCUGUUACGCACACUUCUAUGCUGAGAUCCUCAACCUGUUAGAAGGGGUGGACAAUGCUUCUUGCUCGGCCAUCUUCACUCGCUUCGAUAACCUCGAGCUGGCCAGGAUUGUGGGAUCCUCAAGAAGCACUAGGAUGCUGCAAUCUCCCAACCACACAUUUAUGUUCUGCUGAUGGCCCAAUUAUGCAGUCAGGAUGUAUCCCUCCCGGCCCGAGCGUCUGUCUGAUUGCGGUUGGGUGAGGUGCUUUUUGAGACAGAAGGGUCAAAUAUCAAUCUGAAGUGGUUGGGCAGGGUAUUAUUGAGCAAAAAAGUACGCUUGGGGGACACGCCCCCACGCCAUAGUUUGCUGCUAUACCCCUAGGACAUGUGGUAUGCGUGUGCUGCUGAUGGCCCAACCCAACCACGUCCACGUUCAGCUCAGAUCUCUCUAGUGAACUUCACACAUGCCAAAAUUAUACGGU